AAUCUGCGUGUAGCCGAGCUAGGAGGGGGGCUCGGGGGUGUCCCGGGAGGUUGUUGGACAGCGGGUCAGGGCCUGGCGGCCUUAAGGCUUGGGCGAAUACAGAAGGGGCUUCAGCCACCCCUCCGGAUGCUGGUGUUGCCGUCGCCCCCCUGCCCGAAGCCCCUGGCGCUUCCGUCCGCAGAGGCCAUGGAGGCCCCUCCUUCUCGGACAGGCAGGUCCCCAGAGCCCGGACCUUCCUCCUCCACGGGACCUCCCCAGCCUUCCUCCCCUCCGAGGCCCAACCACUACCUGCUUAUUGACACCCAGGGCAUCCCGUACACCGUGCUGGUGGACCAGGAGUCUGAGAGCGAGCCCGGGGCAGAUGGGGCUUCAGCUCAGAAAAAGUGCUACAGCUGCCCCGUGUGCUCCCGGGUCUUCGAGUACAUGUCAUACCUGCAGCGACACAGCAUCACCCACUCAGAGGUGAAGCCCUUUGAGUGCGACACCUGCGGGAAAGCAUUCAAGCGGGCCAGCCACCUGGCCCGGCACCACUCCAUUCACCGGGCGGGAGGUGGGCGACCCCAUGGCUGCCCGCUCUGCCCUCGCCGCUUCCGCGAGGCCGGUGAGCUGGCCCAGCACAGCCGGGUCCACUCGGGGGAGCGCCCGUUUCAGUGCCCACACUGCCCGCGCCGGUUUAUGGAGCAGAGCACCCUGCAGAAGCACACUCGGUGGAAGCACCCAUGAGCCGGGCUGCCGGGCGCCCCAGUGCCAUGGGGUUCUGGGGAGAGCCCGGACUCUUGUCACCCUCAGACAGCUGGCCAGUGCCGAAGGCUGGGUUGCAGCCCUGGACAUAGACACCGACACACCUCCUGCAAAGGCCAAGCCCUGCCUGAAGGAGGAGCCCCUGAGUAGCCUUCAGGUCCUUCCUGUUUCUCGGAGAUCCAGAUGGAAAGACCUUUCAGAGCGUGGAGCCCUCCAGCGUCAGGCCGAGCCCUGACCAGGUGCGGGAGAGGCUGCGGUGUGUGGAAAUCCUCCAGCCUGAACCUCGGGGUUGGAAGCCAUCAGGUAUCUGCACCAGCUUCCUGACGCCCCCGUGUUGAUGCCGGGGGAAGGGGCCCCAGACCUGCCUCCCACCCCCCAGCCAGGCCCCGAGACUGGACACCCAGUAAACACCUUUCCUGUUUUGA
Molecule: messenger RNA, 1166 nt
Organism: Suricata suricatta (meerkat)
Lineage: Eukaryota; Metazoa; Chordata; Mammalia; Carnivora; Herpestidae
Gene: ZNF581
Product: zinc finger protein 581
Exons: 2
Coding region: 127-723 (198 amino acids)
Biological process (GO): regulation of transcription by RNA polymerase II
Cellular component (GO): nucleus
Molecular function (GO): RNA polymerase II transcription regulatory region sequence-specific DNA binding; DNA-binding transcription factor activity, RNA polymerase II-specific
Source: RefSeq, a predicted model, not a curated record